This is a messenger RNA of Hippoglossus stenolepis (Pacific halibut), 2872 nucleotides long. RefSeq names its product pyruvate dehydrogenase kinase 2a (gene pdk2a). The transcript has 11 exons. The record is from RefSeq and is a predicted model, not a curated record. Gene Ontology annotation, cellular component: mitochondrion. The coding region runs from base 105 to 1334 and encodes 409 amino acids. Gene Ontology annotation, biological process: protein phosphorylation; regulation of glucose metabolic process. Gene Ontology annotation, molecular function: pyruvate dehydrogenase (acetyl-transferring) kinase activity. Lineage: Eukaryota; Metazoa; Chordata; Actinopteri; Pleuronectiformes; Pleuronectidae.
AGGCGCGUGCACGUCUCCGGUCAGCUGGAGCAGUCAGUCGGUGGAACCGGGACGAGCGCGAACGAGUCACAUCUCUGUCCUCAUCCUCCUCUUCGUCAGCCACGAUGAAGCUGGUGCGGUUCAUCAUGAAGAACGCGGCUCUGGCCAGUGUCCCCAAACACAUCGAGCACUUCUCCAAGUUCUCCCCCUCCCCGCUCUCCAUGAAGCAGUUCCUCGACUUCGGUUCAAUCAACGCCUGUGAGAAGACGUCCUUCGUCUUCCUGAGACAGGAGCUUCCUGUGCGACUCUCCAACAUCAUGAAGGAAAUCAACCUCUUGCCCGACAAACUUCUCACAACCUCGUCUGUGCAGAUGGUGCAGAGCUGGUACAUCCAGAGCUUAAUGGAGAUCCUUGAAUUCCUUGACAAGAAUCCUGACGACCACAAAGUCCUGGGAGAGUUUGUCGACGCCUUGGUGACCAUCAGGAACCGGCACAACGACGUCGUGCCCACCAUGGCCCAGGGCAUCAUCGAGUACAAAGAGGCCUUCUCCCAGGACCCAGUGACCAAUCAGAACAUCCAGUACUUCCUGGACCGCUUCUACAUGAGCCGCAUCUCCAUCCGCAUGCUCAUCAACCAGCACACUCUUAUCUUUGACGGCACCACCAACCCCGUCCACCCCAACACCAUCGGCAGCAUCGACCCUCUCUGUCGGGUCGAAGACGUCGUCCAGGACGCCUUCCACAGCGCCAAGAUGGUGUGUGACCAGUACUAUCUCUGCUCCCCCGAUCUGAUACUGCAGGAGAUGAACAAUAAGAAGAAGAACCACUCGAUAAACAUCGUGUACGUGCCCUCUCACCUCUAUCACAUGCUGUUUGAGCUCUUCAAGAACGCUAUGAGAGCCACCAUCGAGACCCACGAGAGCAGCAACAACCUCCCGCCCAUUCAAGUCAUGGUGUCUCUGGGAGGCGAGGACAUGUCAAUCAAGGUGAGCGACAAGGGGGGCGGUGUCCCAUUUCGUAGGAUCGAGAACCUUUUCAGCUACAUGUACUCCACCGCUCCCGCUCCACAGAUAGGAGAGCACACGCGGCCUCCACUGGCUGGCUUCGGCUACGGCCUGCCCAUCUCCCGACUCUACGCCAAGUACUUCCAGGGGGACCUGCAGCUCUACUCCAUGGAGGGCCACGGCACAGACGCUGUCAUCUACCUGAAGGCGCUGUCCACAGACUCCAUCGAGAGGCUGCCUGUGUACAACAAAACCGCUCUGAAGAACUACAAGGUGAGCCAGGAGGCGGACGACUGGUGCAUCCCCAGCACGGAGCCCCUGGACCUGAGCAACUACAAGGUGGCCAAGUGAAAGUGUCCUGGUGCUGCAAGGCUUCGGACCUCGAAGCCUCCGGAGUCUCCACAGCCUCACGUCAUCGCUCCGCUGAGGCAGAAGGGGGCGCUCUGGUUUUUAGCCUGUAGCUCGUUCUCGUUGUUUUCAGUCUCUGUCGUUCUGCUGCUUCUUCAUGAGAAAAUAGACGAAUAGGAAACGGAUACUAACACUCGUCACCACUGAGACUUUGGAGGUGUACACUUUUUCUGCAUCAGCUGUGUGUGUGUGUGUGUGUGUGUGUGUGUGUGUGUGUGUGUGUGUGUGUGUGUGUGUGUGUGUGUGUGUGUGUGUGUGUGUGUGUGUGUGUGUGUGUGUGUGUGUGUGUGUGAGCGGCAGCACCCAGCAUGCAAUGGGAGUAAACAAAGGUGUGAAUAUGAGUGGACUGAUGAAGAGUAGCGGAUGCUGGUUUACGUUUUCCCAUCUGAAGACAUUUUACAUGACGUGUAAAUGUUUGAGGGAAACACUGAAACCAGAUGUUGAACAUUUGAACGAGAACCACUUCCUGUCGUCUUCACGUCACCGAGGCCUUAAAGUAGCAAAUUCACCCAAAGGCUCCUUCAUUGGAACUACUUGGAAAGGUUUCCAGUACUGUGAUACUGGGAAGUGUAGAUCUGAACAAAAUUAGCUUUUGUGAUUUCUAUGGUUUUCUUCCCUCUUGAGUCCAGAGCGCGUUCUUUCAGUUUGAGAGCAGGACUUAUUGAUUUCACGUUUAGAUUCUCUACCGCUCUCACUCGCGCUCACACUCAGUUCUCCCUCUGCUUGAGGUUAGAUGUCCUGUGCACCAGCUUCAGCUUCACUCCUCGCUGCCUCGGUGAAACGUCUGCUCUCGGAUUUCACCUGUCCUGGCGUUCUAUUGGUUGGGGAAUUUGUUGCACACACACAAAAAAGAAAGACGUUUGCACUGAGCGUGAGAACAGCUGGAGCUGGAGCGCAAGCAGGGGCUAUUAGAGCGUGAGCGUUACAGAAUCUGAACAUGAAAUCAAAAAGUCCUGCUCCCGAACUGAACGACCGCGCUCCAGAAUAAACAGAGGACAGAAGAAACCCAGAGAUUCUUGUGUGGACGUGUGUUCGCCCCUUGUGAUUUUUCAUUUCUUUAAAACCAUGGUAACCAGUGUUCCCACUGAGUGAAAAGAUACAGAGUUAUCUUAGUAUCAGUUCUUGUUUUGUUUUUUUCCCGGACCAGGAUGAAUGUAAUUAGUCUUCCGUGCAUUAAUUAGCAUUAAUUAUGAUAUAAUAGGAGCUGCAGCAGCGAAGGGCCCAGGUUCUCUGUGCUUUUGAGCUGAUUUCACUGCAGGCUGUUGAACCACAGGAGGUUGGAGCUCUGAUAAAGAAAGGCCAGUUUGUGACACUGGGCCGUACGAGGACAAAGUGCUGUGGGUCCACACGUGUUUUCUUUUGUAUUAUAUUUAUCUUAAUCAUACAGUAUGUGAAAGGUUAUUUUUUAUAGCUACACUUUUGUGACUGAAACAAUUGUAAAUACUGUAAAUACAAAUAAUAAAAAAAACUUCACAACAAAA